AUGGAGUCGUACGGAGCGGAUCUAUCCGGCCAUCUCUGGUCGGCAAGGCUCCUCCGUGACGAUCCUGCCCUUAUCAAGCGCACGCAUGCUGCCUUCUACAUGGCUGGAUCAGACUUGGCAACCUCCGCCUCCUACCAAGCUACCGUCGCAGGGGGGCGGAUGAAGCCGUUCGCAGCAGCGAGUGUGGGAUGCUACGGAGCGAGCCUUGCUGAUGGAUCGGAGUACACGGGGAUAUACGACAUUGGGAAGGAGGAGGUGAAAGCCUUCCACCUGGAGCGAUUGAAGCUGCUCGUGAAGGAGGAGCCUGACGUGCUGGCCUUUGAGACUAUCCCGAACCUCAUGGAGGUAGAGGCUAUCCUUGACGUCCUCAACCACCAAGACGUCAGCUCGUCUGAGAUUCCCGCCUGGAUAUCUGUGUGCUGUAGGAGUGACGAGUGUCUCUCUAGCGGCGAGCCCGUGGACGACUUUGUCCGGCUGGUGGCGGCCAGGAGCCCAGCUACAAGGCAGCUGGUGGCAGUCGGAGUGAACUGCCUGCACCCUCGAUACGUUGAGAAGAUCCUCGAGAGGAUGAAGGUGGGAAGCAAGCUUGCUCUGGUGGUAUACGCGAACAAGGGAGAGGAGUGGGAUGCUGAGGAGAAGCGCUGGAUGCCAGGAACAGCGACUGAGGAUGACGAGUACUGCAGGAUGGCAGAAAUGUGGAGGUCCAUGGGGGCCAACAUGAUCGGAGGCUGCUGCAGGACUAGUGUAGACACGAUCCGUAUGCUGCGGCAGAAGCUGGUGAGAUGA
Messenger RNA from Guillardia theta CCMP2712, 786 nucleotides. RefSeq lists its product as hypothetical. Gene Ontology annotation, molecular function: S-adenosylmethionine-homocysteine S-methyltransferase activity. NCBI's taxonomy places the organism in Eukaryota, Cryptophyceae, Pyrenomonadales, Geminigeraceae. The record is from RefSeq and is a predicted model, not a curated record. The coding region runs from base 1 to 786 and encodes 261 amino acids. The transcript is spliced from 8 exons. Gene Ontology annotation, biological process: S-methylmethionine cycle.